UACUGUGGAUUGGCUAGCAAACAAGCGAUGUCGUUUAACGAACAGGAAAGGCUCUUCUGCUACAACGGGGAAGUGCUGGUUUUUCGUUUGUCUGAAGGAAAUUCUGUAGAUAAAGGGCCUGCAAAAAUACCCAUGUUACAUGUCAGGAGAAUGGUAUUUGACAGAGAAACAGGAGUAUUUGUUCAGAAGUCCACUGGAUUCUUCAGCAUAAAAGAGGAAUACUCUCACUUAAAAAUGAUGUGUUGCGAUUGUGUUUCAGAUUUCAGAACCGGAAUUAAUCUACCUUAUAUCAUGAUACAGUACAAUAAAGAAAAUAACAUUUUCAAGUAUUUCCUGCUAUUUCUUCACAGUACCAAUAAAUUUGAAAGACUAGGCUAUGAGUUGAAGGACAGCGUAAGGGUCCUUAAUGGCCCUUUAGUUUUAUGGAGACAUGUCCAGACAUUCUUUUAUAUCUCUUCCCAAACUGGCAGAGUUAUUACUGUGUCUAUGAACUUUUCCUCUAUUGAGUGGGCGGGGGAGAUUGAAAAUGAAGGCAUGGUUUUAUUAGGACCAAAGAGAUGUUAUUUAUCUGAGGAAGGAAGCACCCAAAAGCCUUCAACAUCAGAUUAUGCAACUUGGAAUACCCACUUUUGCGUAUACUCCCUCGAAAGGGAAGAAGUAAUAAGCGAUACGUACAUUAUCCCUCCUGUUUAUAGAAGUGUGAUAACUUGCGUGCACGCCUGUGCAACUGAGAUUGUCAACAACCAAUUAAGAAUGUCUCUAAUUGCCCUUACUCGAAAGAAUCAACUGAUUUCAUUCCGAAAUGGGAUUCCUCAAGGUGUGUGCCAGCUUCCAUUUGGAGAUCCUUGUGCAGUUCACCUGAUGGAUUCAGGUGGAGACCUCCUUUUUGUCGUAUCCUUUCGGUCCAACGAUGUUUGUGCUGUUUGGGAAAAGAACUUUCAGGUUGCUGCUAAGUGGGAGAAAAUUAGCUCAGUACUGAUAGAUGACUUUCUUGGAGUUGGAACUGAACAAGUACUGCUACUUUUCAAGGACUCCUUGAAUUCAGAUUGCCUGAGUUCUUUUAAAAUAACGAACCUUGACAACUUAAACUAUUCAAGUGAAACUUUGGAUUGCAAUGAAGAUGAUUUACUUGAUGACAAGCAAGCGAAUUGUUAUUUGGUGAUUCCACCUCUGGAAAGAAGAUUGAAAGUUGGUUUCAUUUCUAUUCACGAAUUUCAGCAGCAUCUCUUGCUUAAGGAAAAAAUUAUUUCAAAAUCUUACAAAGCUUUAAUGAACCUGUUUCAAGGGAAAGAUGAUAGUGUGUCAAGUACAGACAAGGAAUGUCUUGUUACUCUUUGUGGUAAAGAAGAAAAUCCUGCCAAUACCUUUGAUGAAAAGUUAUCAGGCAAUUUUCAAGAUCCAGAACAGCUAGUAGAGAAGAUAUGAUAUCGUGUAAUAGAAGAUAGCUUGGUUGUUGGAGUGAAAACCACAUCUUCUUUGAAGCUGUCCUCAAGUCUUGUGACUUUAUCGCUAUCAAUGGAUCAAGCCCAUAACUACAGCUUUCUGCUUAUUAAGUGUCAAAAUAGGGUGAUCACGUUGAGUAGGAAUUCUUCCCCAGUGCCAUAUGAAAUAGGAUCAGAGGUAAAAAGAAUCAAGAUGAGUGUUGGUAGUGAGGAAGAGGAAGGGAAAGAGGAAAGUGUUGUUUGUGAACAACCCUUGGAGAAAGACUGUAUACAAAUGAUUACUGCUGUAACAUCUCUGUCACCACUUUUAGCGUUCAGUAAUUUUUGUUGCAUUGUGCUGCUACAAAUUAAAGAGAGAGAGAAUGGUAAUUAUUCUGAAGCUCGUUGCGUUCAAUGUGGCAGAAUUUGUUUCAGUCUAGAAGAUCUUUCAAGUGGGAAAUACCUGCUGACGUUUCCAAAGAAGAAACUUCUAGAACACACGGAAGAUCUCUUCGCACUUCUCGCUGCAUCGCGCGAAACUUGUUUUCAAAUCACAUCACCCAGCUAUGCUCUGACUUCAGUGAAGGUGUGGCUCUUAGAACACAUGGAAUGUGAAGUAAUCAAAGAAUUUCCAGAAAUUUACUUUUGUAAAAGGCCACGAAGUUUCUAUGGGACACUUUUCAACUGGAAACAAAGAACACCAUUUGAAGGGACUUUAAUAGUCUAUUCCAGGAAUCAAACAGUUUUGUUCCAGUGCCUUCAUAAUCUCAGCAGAGUUCUACCUAUAAACAGUUUCUUCAAAAAUCUAACAUUAGGAAGUGAGGAUUUCCUAAUUGAUCAUUUGGCAUUAGCUUUGGAGAAGGAAUUGGUUACCCUUGGUUCUCUUUCUUCUGCCAUAGUUAAGGUUGAAAGCAGCUCGGUGCAGAGGUGUGAAGCAAGCCAAGAAAAGAGUAGUGGUGAUGUGGCUACUUUAUCAGAGGAAAGCAUCCAUCUCUACAGAAAAGAACUUCAGAGAGAAAAGAAGGAAACGUUGGGGACGAACCUAAAAAUGUGCUGGAGUGGAAAAAGAAUUUGCCACGGAGUCAGCAAGCGUUUAGUUCCAAUCCUGCCUCUCUUGGCACCUGAUUUUGGACAAGUACACUUCACCUUUCUGGAACUUUCUUCGUCUGUAAAAUAGAUUAGAGGCAUUUGACAACGUCUGGAGACAUUUUUGUUUCUCUGAGCUGAAGUGGGAGAGAUGCUGUAGUUCGAGACCAGAGAUGCUGCUACAUAUCCUGCAACACAGGUCAGCUCCCAAGAAUGACCCAGCAGAGG
Molecule: messenger RNA, 2735 nt
Organism: Camelus dromedarius (Arabian camel)
Lineage: Eukaryota; Metazoa; Chordata; Mammalia; Artiodactyla; Camelidae
Gene: FANCB
Product: FA complementation group B
Biological process (GO): interstrand cross-link repair; positive regulation of double-strand break repair via homologous recombination; replication-born double-strand break repair via sister chromatid exchange
Cellular component (GO): Fanconi anaemia nuclear complex
Source: RefSeq, a predicted model, not a curated record